CAUGGGCUCAGGCAAUUCACUCACCUCAAGUUGCCCUGACCAUCACCCUCGUCCCCACAGGGCGUGAAGGAGUUCAAGUGCGAGGUGUGUGGCCGAGAGUUCACCCUGCAGGCGAACAUGAAGCGGCACAUGCUGAUCCAUACCAGCGUCCGGCCCUACCAGUGCCACAUCUGCUUCAAGACCUUUGUGCAGAAGCAGACCCUCAAGACCCACAUGAUUGUACACUCGCCCGUGAAGCCAUUCAAAUGCAAGGUGUGUGGGAAGUCCUUCAACCGCAUGUACAACCUACUGGGCCACAUGCACCUGCACGCGGGCAGCAAGCCCUUCAAGUGCCCCUACUGCUCCAGCAAGUUCAACCUCAAGGGCAACCUGAGCCGGCACAUGAAGGUCAAGCAUGGCGUCAUGGACAUCGGCCUGGACAGCCAAGACCCCAUGAUGGAGCUGACAGGCACUGACCCCUCUGAGCUCGACGGCCAGCAGGAGAUGGAGGACUUCGAGGAGAACGCCUACACCUACACGGGCGUGGACAGCGGUGCCGAGGCCAAUGUCCUCACCGAGCAGGCCAUGAAGGAGAUGGCCUACUACAACGUGCUAUAGCGCAAGCCGGGCUACCCCGGAGUGGAGCUGGGGGGGCUGGGGCGUGGGGGUGAGACCCACGGGCUGCGGGCUGCACCUCCUGCGGCCGAGACACAAGCUACUGCCCCACUGUCCUGAGCCCGCCCUCCCGAGUCAUUUGCACCACUAGGGACCUUUAGACCAAAUGAAGACUGUACUGCUGGCCUCGCUGUGAGCCAGGCACAGGCCCGGGCACCCUGGAAAGGGAAAGAUUACAAGAGAGGCCCAGGCCUGGGUCUCCUUGGCCUGCUAUAGUGGGAGGGUGGGGGAAAUGGGGCCACUGGGGAAGGCACAAAGGCACAGGCUCUCGGGGUCUUUCCAGGCCCAGCAGAGUUUUUCAGGGGUCCUGACACUGGAGGAAGAGAUCCCUUGAGCCAUGCCUCGUUUCUCUUCUCGGUCAGCUCCUGUCUCGAGGGAUGACUGAGCUCCCCUCUGGUCAGCACUGCCCACCCUCACCUGCCCAGACCCCCCGUCGACAGCCAGCCAGGCAGGGCACUCUGCCUUCUACCUCCUGGUGCCUCCCAUGUGCUCCUCCAGCCAGGCGUGCAUGCAGCCCCCACGCGGCCUAUGGGACAGCGGGGGGCCCAGCCCCCAGCAAAC
Carlito syrichta (Philippine tarsier) is the source of this 1215-nucleotide messenger RNA. RefSeq names its product zinc finger protein 710-like. Lineage: Eukaryota; Metazoa; Chordata; Mammalia; Primates; Tarsiidae. The coding region runs from base 118 to 597 and encodes 159 amino acids. The transcript is spliced from 4 exons. The record is from RefSeq and is a predicted model, not a curated record. Gene Ontology annotation, cellular component: nucleus.